Messenger RNA from Arabis nemorensis, 783 nucleotides. The record is from the annotation of a GenBank genome assembly. NCBI's taxonomy places the organism in Eukaryota, Viridiplantae, Streptophyta, Magnoliopsida, Brassicales, Brassicaceae.
AUGGACUGCAAGAAGUUUAUCCAGAUGGUGGAGGAGAAGAAGAGAAGGGUCCUAGAGAAGAGAGAAGCUCCUUUGAAAUGGGAGCAGAAGCUUGAGGCGGCUGCCAAUGCUAGAGUUGAUACAGAAACCAAAGAAAAGAAGUCAAAGGGUGCUAAGCGAAAACAAAAGGGUGCGUCUGACUCUAGCUCUGAAAGUGAUAUUAGCUCUGGGGUGAGAAGAAAGUCAAGGGGAUUCCACAGUAAGCACCACCGACGACAUGCACACUCUGAUUCAGAUGACAGUGAUAAGAGGAGAGAGAAGAAAUCGAGGAGGCAGAAGAGAAGGUCCUCCUCAAGUCCAAGCGAUGAUAGCAGUCAUGAGUAUGGAAGCGGGUCAGAGGAUGAGCUCAGGACAAAGAUAAGGCACCACCGGAGGCACAAGUGGCAUAGCUCAAGACAGACCUGUGAUGAUGACAAUACUGAAGAUGUGAGAAGAAGACAACAUUUGAAGCAUCAUAGGCGCAGUGAGGUGGUCACUUCGAGUGAUAGUGAAGAAGAGGGUGGAAGAAGAAGACGGGGGAAAUAUCACAGGCACAACAGAGGUUCAGCCUCCUCCAGUGACAUGGAGGAUAGCGUGAAAAGUAGAAAGAGGAGGCAGCAUAAAAGGCAUCAUCGGGCUGAGUCUACAAGUGAAGACGAUGGAGCAAUGAAAAGAAGUCAUCAUAAAAAUGACAGAGAGUCAGCAUCCGAGCCUGAUGGAAGAUGGAUAUCAGAUGAGAAAAGAGAGCACAGCAUAGACAAGUGA